AUGGCCGGAACCUUGUCGCCAGUCUACUCAACACGCCCAGCCAUGGCGUUCCCUACACUCCCGCAGCGUCCUCCGCUCCUCCUGGUCCCACUCGCGCUGCUGCUGCUCUCAUCGGCGCACCUCCCCCUCCGCGCGCGCGCGCAGCAGUGCUCCGCCACCACGCUUUGCGUCAACAACCUCUGCUGCAGCGCUGCGGGCUAUUGCGGCUCCACCCCCGAUUACUGCGGCGCUGGCUGCCAAUCUGGGCCUGCGGAGCAGCAAACGGCAACAGCGUCUGUCCGAACAACCUCUGCUGCAGCACUGCGGGCUAUUGCGGCUCCACCGUCGAUUACUGCGGCGCCGGCUGCCAAUCCGGGCCGUGCGGGGGAAACAACUCCGCGGCCUUCCCCCCUUCCGGUGCCCCUCCCCCUUCCGGUGCCCCUUCCGCCAACGGCCAAUGCGGAGCAGCAAACGGCAACAGCACCUGCGCCAACAACCUCUGCUGCAGCUCUGCGGGCUAUUGCGGCUCGACAAUUGACUACUGCGGUUCUGGCUGCCAAUCCGGGCCGUGCGGGAAAAACACUUCUGCGGCCGUUCCCCAAUGCGGAGCAGCUAACGGCAACCGCGCGUGGUCCUAUUCCUCCUGACUACGACACCGAUGAGGAGUACCCUGAAAAGGAUACUGACGACGACGAAUUGGAGGGCGGAUCUGAUGGCGACGAUCCCGUCGCAGCAUGGCACGGGGACGCCCAGUACAACGGCCCUGCCGAAGAGACCACGGAUGCCGCCGCCACUGCGUCCUUGAGCGGAGCUCCACCGAACCAGCGCGGCAGGGUGAAGCGUACCGGCAAGGCUGUUGCCGGGACAGAGACGACCGCCGAAGGUGCCUUGAGCGGUAUCGCGCAGAAAGGCCAGCGCCCGGAGUGGUCGGCCAAAGAGUCGACCAUUCUCGUGGCCGCGCGUUGGUUCACCAAGGAAGAACUUCAGCAGAUGACGGGUAAACAGGGGUCGCAGUACUGGCUCCGGCUUAUCGAGCACAUUAAACUGCAACACCCUGAUUGGAAUCGCAAUGAAACGGCCUGCACCAACCAGUGGAAGCGGCUGAAGGCGUUGUGGAAACAAGUCGAGAAGGGCGAAUCCGCGUCUGGAGGGGCGACAGUAAUUAAGCCGCCGUGGUGGGAGUGGAUGGUCCUUUUUUAUAAGGACACGGCAGCCGCGGAGCCGCAUGCCCUGGACGGCGGCGGUGCGGUUGAGGUCAACGUCGACCCCGGGCUCAAAGUCCCCACGCCUGCCAAGACGGAUGCUACAGCCACAACGAGUAAGUUAUCCGACCCUUCUCAUUCUCUGCAUGUAACAAGACUCAUCCCUGCAGGACGCCUUUAG
Messenger RNA from Closterium sp. Naga37s-1, 1362 nucleotides. Lineage: Eukaryota; Viridiplantae; Streptophyta; Zygnematophyceae; Desmidiales; Closteriaceae. The record is from the annotation of a GenBank genome assembly.